UGAGUGUGUGUGUAGUUGUGUGUGUGUGUAGUUGUGUGUGUGUGUGUGUGUCCUUGUCAGGGUGAAGGGAAAUCUGCAGCUCGUCUUCACAGCGCCACAGACAUGAAUCACCUGCUGAAACUUCCUGUUCUGGCUCGUCGUGCCUUCAGCACCUCGACCAGACAGCUGACUAACAGAGUCCCAGAGGCCCAGAAGAUCUUCCUGGCGGACAACGGCCUUCCUGUCCACAUCAAGGGAGGAACGACUGACGUCAUAAUGUACCGGAUCACCAUGACGAUAACCCUCGCAGGAACCUGCUACUCUCUGUACUGGCUGCUCUACGCUGCCAUGCCUCAUAAGAAGUAGAAGAAGAAGAGAGGAGGCUCGUCUCCCGCAUGCAGCCGGACGCUCGGCUCUCUAAUGUUUGUUGUGUACGUUUCUUUGAUUUCAUCAUCAUGACCUCAUCAUGUAAAACUUUAAAAACUGUUAAAAGACUUUAAAUCAACUCUGCAGAGUU
Molecule: messenger RNA, 496 nt
Organism: Scomber japonicus (chub mackerel)
Lineage: Eukaryota; Metazoa; Chordata; Actinopteri; Scombriformes; Scombridae
Gene: cox7a1
Product: cytochrome c oxidase subunit 7A1, mitochondrial
Exons: 4
Coding region: 103-345 (80 amino acids)
Biological process (GO): regulation of oxidative phosphorylation; mitochondrial electron transport, cytochrome c to oxygen; mitochondrial respirasome assembly
Source: RefSeq, a predicted model, not a curated record